UCCAAGAUGGCGGACGAAGAGGAAGAAAUGGAAGCGAUGUCUCAUCCAGAACUAAUGGCCUUGUUUCGUAAGGAGCUGAAUAAACUGAUGCAGGAUCCCCUGCUGGCUGAUUUGCCGUCUGAACCGACAGUUGAGGAAGUGAAUGCCCAGCUCGCCUUAGAACAUGGUCGUGCUAUUGUGGUUAAUGUGAGACAAAUGGAUGAUGUUGGAACCAUUCUGCCUGUGGUUGUUGUUCAAAAUGCUACUGUGGAUGAUCUUAAAAAAGCUAUUAAGAGACACAUUACUCUAAAGCAAGAACGAGAAGGAGGGACAAUCACUAACAUCAACUGGAAACAUGUUUGGAAGACCUAUUUGUUGACAUAUGAUGGUCAGAAGCUAACAGAAGAUCAUAAACCACUUAAAGAGUAUGGUAUAACCAGUAAAGAUGUAGUCACCUUCACAAAAAGACUAAGACGAAAAUAACGAAAAAUGGUGUAUUUUCAUAACAAAGAGAUGAAUAGCUGGUUAAAUUUCCCAAAAAAAUUUUCAUUUGUGUACAUAUGUAUAUAAUGACA
This is a messenger RNA of Actinia tenebrosa (Australian red waratah sea anemone), 554 nucleotides long. Its product is annotated as U11/U12 small nuclear ribonucleoprotein 25 kDa protein. Gene Ontology annotation, cellular component: U12-type spliceosomal complex. The record is from RefSeq and is a predicted model, not a curated record. Lineage: Eukaryota; Metazoa; Cnidaria; Anthozoa; Actiniaria; Actiniidae. Gene Ontology annotation, biological process: mRNA splicing, via spliceosome.